CUGGGACGCCUCUCUGCAUAGCCACAUUCAGGAAGAGCUUUGUCAGCUGAAACCUGAACGGUGGUGGAGGAUAAUACGUUAAAGACGUCCCUGCCUACUUGCGACUUGUGAGCAGGAUCUGCAUUGCUCAGCAAUUUUCACAGCCCUCUCUGUUACUGUGAAUCAAAAGGGUAUCAUUUCCGAGACAUGGCAGUAGCAGCAGGUAUUCUAGAGCCAGGCAGCUCCUUCUGGCAUGUGGCAGGAGGUUUCACCCUGUGCCUGGUGACCGUGUGCAUAGGUGUGUUUGAUACUGUCACUACAGAACUAGGAUUUAGUCAUUAUGCCGAGAAACCAAGUUCUGCACUUCCUGUUUUUCUAUCAAUGCCUUUCAACUCCCUCGUCAACCUCGGAUACGUGUUUUUGGGUAUAUACUGGCUUGUGCGAGAUGAGAAAACCCUUGGAGUUAAACACGGGACUGGUCGUUAUCUGAAGAACAUCUUUUCCUGGAUGGCCUUGGCCUACGGCCCGGUCCAGUGGCUGCGGAUAUCAACCCAGAAUCACCGGCUCGCCGUUCUCGAUCAGUGGUUUACCUUGCCGAUCUUUGCAUGGGCAAUCAUCUGGUGCAACUCUAUACUGGGGAACUGGAGCCGGCAGCGGUUCUUGCUGAUAGAGUGCCUGUCGUUAAUCAGUUAUGGCCUCAGUAUAUUUCACCGGCAAGGCUUUGAGUUAGCCCUGUCUGUACAUAUCCUAUGGGCGGUGAUUUCAGGAGUCAGACUACAGAACAGGCAUGGGAACUCUUCCUCGAAGAAGUACUUGAUCUUCGCACUGAUCUCCUGCCUCGGUUUUGUUGGAUUAAAGCUUCUUGACCAUUGGCUGGCCCGGUAUUUCCUGUUUCAGACACUGACCGGCCAUUUCUGGUCCAAAGUCUGCGACAUCCUACAGUUCCAUUAUGCCUUCUGCUUUCUUCUUCAUCUAGACCGCCAUCGAUUCUUCAAGACAAAUGGAUAGAAAAGUCUAAGAACGUUUUAAAGGAUUGUGUAACCACUGGAU
Messenger RNA from Nanorana parkeri, 1029 nucleotides. RefSeq names its product transmembrane protein 187 (gene TMEM187). The coding region runs from base 187 to 987 and encodes 266 amino acids. Gene Ontology annotation, cellular component: transport vesicle. The transcript has a single exon. NCBI's taxonomy places the organism in Eukaryota, Metazoa, Chordata, Amphibia, Anura, Dicroglossidae. The record is from RefSeq and is a predicted model, not a curated record.